GGGAGAUUGAUUCGAAAUACAACACAGGAUUUCACUGAAGAUGUCUUCAAUCAGCUCUCAGGAGUGGUAAAUAAUACUUUGAAAGAGACAUUAAAGAGGGAGGUAAUCACAGUAAUGUCCGUUGUGAGCGUGGUACCAGCCUCAGAAAACAAGCGUAUCGACUCCACAGAGCGGCUUCUGGCUGCUGCCAUAUCGGAGAGCAGGCGAGUGUCUGGAUACAGCUGUAAUGAUACGCAAGUGGUGGAAAAAGAAAACGUUCAAAAUGUCGAUAUGGACUUUCACAGUAGGAAUAAUUCAAAGGCGUUGACAAGUAAACCCCUUAAAUCGUCAUCGAAUCCGAGCCCGGUGAUAGAUGGGCGAAUAAAUCGUGCCUAUACGUCACCGGAUAUUGAAUUAUACAAUUUAAACGAAAGUGAUGGCCCUCUUGAUUCUCGUAAAUUGGGAAAUAAUAUUUUCAGUCUUUCUAAUAUGACGGACGGGAAUAUGUAUCAGGCGACGAGUUUUCCGCGCUUGCAAAUGGACCCUCGGACAGCGGCCGGUGGAGGAUUAGCACACACAAUUAUACAGACUCAGAUCAGUUCGGACGACGAGAACGAUUCCGUAAGGCUAACGCACAACGACGAUCGCGAUGAGAAGCGGAAGGAGGAAAGAAAGAACCCUAUGUCCGACAUCGGGGCGGAUAUUAUGCGGGUCAACGGAGCCAUAGGGUCGUUCAAACAGUUGCAAAAGCCAACAUCAAUGCAGUCGUUACCCACAUCGAGUAAAAUGAGCUACACGUCGGAGGACGCGGGGAUGGCAUUAGUUGGUGGUGGGGAGUUCUCCUCGGACAGAAUGUCAAAACACUUACGUCAAAAACCAAACGUCGGCUACAGACUCGGUCGUCGGAAACAAUUAUACGAGAAAAGAAAGAAAGUUUCAGACUACUGUCUGGUGUUCGGAAUGUUUGGAAUUAUCCUUAUGGUCUUAGAAACGGAGUUAACCAUGGCAGAUAUAUACACUAAGGCAUUCCCAGGAGAGAAAAAGUAA
Mya arenaria is the source of this 1026-nucleotide messenger RNA. RefSeq lists its product as uncharacterized. The record is from RefSeq and is a predicted model, not a curated record. Gene Ontology annotation, cellular component: neuronal cell body; plasma membrane; neuron projection. The coding region runs from base 115 to 1026 and encodes 303 amino acids. The transcript has 4 exons. NCBI's taxonomy places the organism in Eukaryota, Metazoa, Mollusca, Bivalvia, Myida, Myidae. Gene Ontology annotation, molecular function: calmodulin binding; small conductance calcium-activated potassium channel activity. Gene Ontology annotation, biological process: potassium ion transmembrane transport.